AUGGAGUCUAUGCUAGAAGACUAUGAUGUAAGCCCUGCCACUGGCUUUCUCCCCUCAACACCGCCUCUACAACGACUACCCAGCUAUUAUGAGCCUUGGGAGGCACUACUCGAUAAUUUUCACGAUUUAAUGCUAGCGGGACGUUUAAGAUCCUCGAUCAACAAGUUAUUGGUCUUGGAUACUAUUCCACUCAAAACCCUAGCAGAAUAUCAUCGCGCGUUUUUGGUUUUAUCUUCCUUAGCGCAUGGAUAUGUAUGGGGAAAAUUUGACGAAGUCUCGGAUAUUACCAGCUUGCAUUGCCAAGCCAUGGGUCAAGGUAUCCGAUCACCUAGCAAUCUUGCCACAUUAUUUACCUUUUCAAAUACCCCAGAUGAAUCAUGGUUUUAUCUUGUGACUACUGCUAUAGAAGGAUUUGGUGGAAGGGCCAUUACUGCAAUAAUGUCUGCCAUUCGUGCUAUAAAGGCUGGAAAUAAUCAAAAAUUGAUAGUUGCAUUGAGAGACAUAAAUUCUACCAUUGUUGACAUUAAUGCUACUCUGCAAAGGAUGCAUGAAAAAUGUGAUCCAUAUGUCUUUUAUCUGAUGGUACGACCAUACUUAAGUGGGUGGGAAAAUGAAGAUCGCUUACCGCAUGGGCUUAUAUAUGAAGGGGUAGAUGAUAAUGAUGAAAAUGGAAAUCCAAUUUAUCGUAAAUAUGUAGGAGCUAGUGCUGGUCAGAGUGCAUUGAUCCAAGCAUUGGAUAUUGCUUUAAAUAUUGAACACUAUCCAACAGGAGUUAAAUCAUCAAUUAAUGGGCACUGUCCUAUGAAAAAUUAUACAUCUGGAAAUGAUCUUGCAAAGGUUGCUAACAUUCGCAAUUAUAUCAUUUCACAAACGAGUUAUGAUUCUAGUAUCACCACCAUCUCUUCACCUGAUGAAGACAUGGACAUGCUUCAGGGAACAAAUGAGAUGGUUCAAGUGUAUAAUGAAUGUUUAAAUCAAAUGAAAAACUUCCGAAGCAAACACUUACAGAUUGUUAGUGUAUAUAUUAUAAUACAAGCACAUCGAGGCAAUGGUGACUCCAGGUAUCAUUUACCAAUAAAUAAAGAUGUAGCAACAUCAAAGAAUGAAGUAUUUCGAAUAACUACUAACAAUGUUAUUGCAAAUAACAAAGAAGCCACUACAACAGUAAAACCCACUACCACCAAAUCCGUUGAAAUUAAGGGUACUGGUGGAACUAAUUUAAUUCCUUUUUUAAAACAAAUGAGAGAUGAAACAAUGCUUCAAGAGAUUCAGAACUUUUAUGAAUGA
Messenger RNA from Cetraspora pellucida, 1287 nucleotides. NCBI's taxonomy places the organism in Eukaryota, Fungi, Glomeromycota, Glomeromycetes, Diversisporales, Gigasporaceae. The record is from the annotation of a GenBank genome assembly.